AUGUUCAGGAAAACGUCCUGGAGGAACACAGUCAGUGACGCCGUGAGCUUCCACCAGAACCAAGCCCUCAGCACGACUAUAUUCCUCCUGAGAUCCUACGGCCCCACAGGGUUUCUGCUCAGAGAGGAUGGAGAGGCCAAAAACGUCAAGGUGUGCUUAGGCGACCCACAUACCUGCACUUGCCCUGUGUUCACUAAGGAACAGGAGCCAUGCAAACACAUUUGCUGGGUUUUAUUGCGGAAAUUCAAACUACCCAGGGAACAUGAAUAUUCAUUUCAACAUGGACUUGUGGAGAGACAGAUCUUGGAGGUGCUCCAUGGUUUCCACCAAACCAAAGCCCAGCGGAUGAGAAACGAUCAAUCUGCUGCUUCUGGGACGCAAAGCCAGCCAGUCACGGGCCAGGAGGCUGGAAGUGUCUGCAGGAAGUCGAUCCAAGCCCAGGAUGUGUGUCCUAUCUGUCAAGAGGAGCUGCUGGAGAAAAAACUGCCUGUGUCUUACUGCAGGUUCGGCUGUGGCAAUAACGUCCACAUCUCUUGCAUGAAAGUGUGGGCAGAGCACCAGAAGCUCUCAGACAGGGACAAGCCGGUGAAGUGUCCUCUGUGCAGGGAGGACUUUUGCUCUUUGAAGUCGCUCCAAGAGCAGGUGAAAAACUCGGCAAAGCUUCUCACUGCUGCUGAAAGAGAGAAGCCGGACAGACACCUGGGAGUCCUCUGUCACAUCUGCCAGGUCUGCCCUGUCACUGGCAGAUGUUUCAAAUGCACAGUCUGCAGUCACUUCUAUUUGUGUGAGGACUGCUCAAAGAAAGGCUGCCACUCGCAGCAUCCGUUUGCUUCACGAACAAGAAGAAGAGACAAGUGGCAUCUUGUGACAGAGGACCUGAGUUGUGAACCAGAGGGGGCGACCUCUCAGCAGGCAAGUGACAGCAUCAUCCCCGUAGCUGCAGACCCUCUACCAGAAAAUAUGCUGGGGUGUCUGCCUACUGUCAGGGUGAGAUCGGGGUCUCGGCUCUUGGACGAGGGACAUCAGUGUCGGAUCUGUCUGCAGAGUUUUACCCUGGGCCAGUGUGUCCGGACUCUGCCCUGUCACCACCAGUUCCACAUGGACUGUGUGGACGGGAUCCUGCGGAAGUCAAACUCCUGCCCACUGGAUGGAUAUGUCAUUUAUAAUCCCUUGAUUUGGAGAACCAGUGAAAGGAAGACCUCCCAUAAAUUGGCCUCCUGCCUUUCCAGGGACUGUGCCAAACCAGAGCAAAACUUAAAGGACCUGUUUAUCCCAGGAGUGGCACUGUGGAACAGGAACACCAAAACCGCUCCAUCACACGGAUCUCUUCACUUAGAGGUGCUGACAGGCUCUUCACAAACUUUAACCAUCCCACAAAAGAUGAGAAGUGGCCAGUUUCUUGGUUUGCGCAUUGGCACAACAGAUGCUGUAAUGAAAGAAGGAAAAGGAGGACUACAGAAAAAGCAAAGUCUAGUUUUCCCUGAAAAUAGUUCUUUACAUCACCUAAGUGAAUCUGACUCAGCUGACAGACUGAACACCUCCAAAUCCAGCUCUGCCUCGACUGAUAUGUUUGUGCCUGUGGCCAAAAUCAGAGAACAGUCACAGAUGAAUCUAUGUGUAGAUUUGUGCAGACCAGACCCAGACCACCGCACAGCUGCCGUGUUCUUUCCUACCAGGCGAGGGAGACUGCCGCCCAAAAGGAGAGGGCCGAUAACUACUCAAGACACAAGCAGGGACCUUACUGCAGAGCUAAGACUGACUGGAGUCCUGAUAAACCCACAACUUCACAGCAAGACCGAAACUUAA
Toxotes jaculatrix (banded archerfish) is the source of this 1806-nucleotide messenger RNA. RefSeq names its product zinc finger, SWIM-type containing 2 (gene zswim2). Lineage: Eukaryota; Metazoa; Chordata; Actinopteri; Toxotidae. Gene Ontology annotation, molecular function: ubiquitin protein ligase activity; zinc ion binding. The record is from RefSeq and is a predicted model, not a curated record. Bases 1 to 1806 code for a protein of 601 amino acids. The transcript has 9 exons.